Molecule: messenger RNA, 1836 nt
Organism: Propithecus coquereli (Coquerel's sifaka)
Lineage: Eukaryota; Metazoa; Chordata; Mammalia; Primates; Indriidae
Gene: FKBP8
Product: FK506 binding protein 8, 38kDa
Exons: 9
Coding region: 191-1435 (414 amino acids)
Molecular function (GO): peptidyl-prolyl cis-trans isomerase activity; protein binding
Source: RefSeq, a predicted model, not a curated record
GUGUGUCCCUGGGCACGUCGCUCCUCCUUGGGACCUCGGGUCCACUUCUCUAACUAGGGCUUUAAGGAGGGAGGCUUAUUCAGCAAUCCCAGAGCUGCCAUGACCGGCAAGCUUGAGCUCCUUAAGGAAACACCAUUUAGUGCUGUCCUCCGGGCAGCCCCCAAGGGCCAAUUCCUGUGCCCCCAGCAGCAUGGCAUCCUGCGCGGAGCCCUCUGAGCCCGCUGCCCCGCCGCCUGCUGGGGUCCCACCGCUUGAGGACUUCGAGGUGCUGGAUGGGGUCGAGGAUGCAGAGGGCGAGGAGGAAGAGGAGGAGGAAGAAGAAGAGGAGGAUGACCUGAGUGAGCUGCCACCUCUCGAGGACAUGGGGCAGCCCCCACCAGAGGAGGCCGAGCAGCAGCCUGGGGCCCUGGCCCGAGAGUUCCUAGCUGCCAUAGAGCCCGAGCCUGCUCCAGCCCCGGCCCCGGAAGAGUGGCUGGAUGUCCUGGGGAACGGGCUGUUGAGGAAGAAGACGCUGGUCCCAGGGCCACCCGGCUCGAGCCACCCUACCAGGGGCCAGGUGGUCACGGUGCAGCUACAGACGUCGCUGGAGAAUGGCACGCGGGUGCAGGAGGAGCCAGAGCUGGUGUUCACCCUGGGCGACUGCGACGUCAUCCAGGCCCUGGAUCUCAGCGUCCCACUCAUGGACGUGGGGGAGACGGCCAUGGUCACUGCUGACUCCAAGUACUGCUAUGGCCCCCAGGGCAGCAGGAGCCCGUAUAUCCCCCCACACGCGGCCCUGUGCCUGGAGGUGACCCUGAAGACGGCCGUGGAUGGACCAGACCUGGAGAUGCUCACGGGGCAGGAGCGUGUGGCCCUGGCCAACCGGAAGCGGGAGUGUGGCAACGCCCACUACCAGCGGGCCGACUUCGUGCUGGCUGCCAACUCCUACGACCUGGCCAUCAAGGCCAUCACCUCUAGCGCCAAAGUGGACAUGACCUUCGAGGAGGAGGAGCAGCUCCUGCAGCUGAAGGUGAAGUGUCUGAACAACCUGGCGGCCUCGCAGCUGAAGCUGGACCACUACCGCGCGGCCCUGCGCUCCUGCAGCCUGGUGCUCGAGCACCAGCCGGACAACAUCAAGGCGCUCUUCCGCAAGGGCAAGGUGCUGGCUCAGCAAGGCGAGUACAGUGAGGCCAUCCCCAUCUUGAGGGCGGCCCUGAAGCUGGAACCUUCCAACAAGACGAUCCACGCGGAGCUCUCAAAGCUGGUGAAGAAACACGCGGCUCAGCGGAGCACGGAGACCGCCCUGUACCGGAAAAUGCUGGGCAACCCCAGCCGACUGCCCGCCAAGUGUCCCGGCAAGGGCGCCUGGUCUAUCCCAUGGAAGUGGCUGUUUGGGGCAACUGCUGUCGCCCUAGGGGGCGUGGCUCUCUCUGUGGUCAUUGCUGCCAGGAACUGACUGCCUGGGUGGCUGCCGCCCCCUCCGCACACCGUGGACCCCACCCCGCGCUCCCUUACUCCCUCAAGCUCCCUGUCCUCUGCUCUCCCUGGCCUAGCCCCCUCCUCCGGGUGGGGGGCAGCAAGGACUGGGGGUCAUGCGCCCAGUGAGCAGAGGCACUAAGGCCCUGUGGGAGGAAAGCCAGGUGUGGCCGGGGCCCCAUGUCCAGCCCAGAGGGAGGGGCCCUCAUUCCUCCAGACCCUGUUCCUCCCCCCCAGCCCCCACCCACCUGGGUUAGGUCUCAACCGGGGCCAGCCUUAGUUUCUCCUUCUCUACAGGCCCUUGCUCUGCCUAGUCCCCGCCUGAGUGCCAGCCCCUCCUGCCCCGCCUGCCGCCCUCUGUCCAGGCUCCCCCGCCGUGAA